AUGUAAUUGUGGCUUCCCUCUAGCUUCGUUAAGCAUUAAUCAAGAAUUUUGAUUAUUCAAGCUAAUUUAUUUACAUUUGAAGUUGCCUAGUUUCAUUUUAAUCACUUUGUAUAGAAUUUUACUCUAAAAUUUAAUUAUCUUGACUUCAAAAAAUUAGUUAUAAAUGGCUUGCCUUGCUAUGGCAUUUUAAAUGAAGAAUUUAGAACCUACAGCAAUCUAUCAAUAUCUUCUCCAUUAUCAUAGGACAUAAUAUUGGCAGGUAAUAGAUUCUCUGAUACCAUUUCUGCGAAAAAAAUAUUGAGUAAUGAAAAGGCAGCAAAUUCAGAUCCAAAACAGAGUAAAAAAAUAGUCAACAUUCUUAAAUCUUGUGAAAACCCAAUCUCUUUAUAGUUCUAAAAAAAUGCCUCAAGAACUCUCCAGUGA
Paramecium tetraurelia is the source of this 423-nucleotide messenger RNA. RefSeq lists its product as uncharacterized. NCBI's taxonomy places the organism in Eukaryota, Ciliophora, Oligohymenophorea, Peniculida, Parameciidae. The transcript has a single exon. The record is from RefSeq and is a predicted model, not a curated record.